This is a messenger RNA of Kwoniella botswanensis, 1203 nucleotides long. RefSeq lists its product as uncharacterized. Bases 1 to 1203 code for a protein of 400 amino acids. The record is from RefSeq and is a predicted model, not a curated record. Gene Ontology annotation, molecular function: NAD+ kinase activity. NCBI's taxonomy places the organism in Eukaryota, Fungi, Basidiomycota, Tremellomycetes, Tremellales, Cryptococcaceae. The transcript has 9 exons. Gene Ontology annotation, biological process: NADP+ biosynthetic process; NAD+ metabolic process.
AUGAUCGGUACGAGCUCCAUAGCCGCGCCUCUGACCAGGGUAUUCCUCCGUCCUUCUCGAUCACUGCGCGUUACAAGGAUCAUAUACCGGUCGAUACAUCAGUUGAGGGAUCUUUCUAGACCUACAGAGAAAGAAAUAGCCAAUAAGCCUCGUCUUCAACCAUGUGAUUGGCCUAAAGCUGAAUCGUCAUCGAUGGCAGCAGCGAGGUUCUCCUCUGCGCAUCAACUCUCCGAAUGGACCUCCUCGCCCACUACGAUCCUUCUCAUCCAGAAACGUGAAGAUGCCAGGACGACCAAAGCAAUGGGCGAUAUCCUAUCAUACCUCAAAACUCACUAUCCUCAUCUGCGUUUGAUCGUCGAACCGCACACAGCAUUGGACCACCCUCAGUUCAAAGAUCUCAUAGUGACUUCACCAGGAGAAGAAGGGUUAUUACCGCUUCAUACCAAUUUGGUAGUGACGCUAGGAGGAGAUGGAACUAUAUUACAUGUGUCCAACUUGUUUUCUCAAGGGGAAUGUCCACCUGUUCUGAGCUUUUCAAUGGGCUCGCUAGGUUUCUUGUUACCUUUCCACAUCGACUCUUUAGCAUCUACCAUCCAAUCAACCUUGAAUGGCCCUGUAUCAGUUUUAAAUAGGAUGAGGCUGGCAUGUACCCCGCUUUCGACGAAUGGGCAGGUUCUGGAUAGAUGUACCAAGGCAGUCGGAGAGGCAGGAUGGCAAGUGAUGAAUGAAGUGACUCUGCAUCGAGGAAGACAUGCACAUCUUACUGUUGUGGAUGCUUAUUUCGACGGACAACAUCUCACAGAGGCAGUGGCAGAUGGUAUCCUCCUCUCCACACCAACAGGAUCAACAGCCUAUUCACUCUCGGCUGGCGGACCAAUCUCCCACCCUGAGACUGACGCUUUCUUGUUAACUCCUAUCGCACCUCGAUCACUAAGUUUCAGAACAGUCAUCCUACCAGGAAGAGGAUCUGUGCAAUUGGAGAUAUCGCCUCUUGCUCGAUCUUCCGCUGAAUUAUCAAUAGACGGUAAGGAAGUGUGCUUGUUGAACUCUAAAGAAUCUGUGCAUAUCACGAAAUCACCUUAUCCUAUACCUUGUAUCGAGAGAGUAGGCGAAGAAAGUGGAUGGGUAAGGGAUAUCAAUUCGUUGUUGCAAUUCAAUGUUGGAUUCAGGAAUAAGAGUUUGUUAGGGCAUGGGACUGUGUGA